UGGGUGUGAGCUGAGACGUUAUAGCAACGAACUACAAACGGUAUCUGAAUUUCAACAAACGGGAACCGAAUUGUUUUCAAAUAGCUAGCUAUGUUAUCAAUUGUUUGUUUUGCUAAUAUCUGUUUCAUUUUGAUAAAAUUUGUCGUCCGUUAAGACCUCAAUUUAAAAACUCAAAACGAUAAUUGAUGGUCAUCGCUCUCCGUUCCUGUUGGAUUUAAUCUGCUUAGCUACUGAAGUCCUGAUCAGGAUUCGCGGUCUGUCAAUGAGGAACUACAGGCUCAUCUUUUGCCAUAGCCUGAAGCAGCCAUAGAUGACCAUUUGAUUCACUGCUAGUGAGUGGUGCUGAAGAUAAGGUGAACUACUGGGUGUUUUAAGUGCUAAACGACCUUUGGAAACAGCUCGGCUGUGGAAGCGAUGAGGAAGAGCCUCUCACCUUCCCCCAGCGACUCCCUGACACCAGCCAGGGUUUUUGGGGUUCCCCUAGAUGUGGUGCAGCAGAGCGGCCAGCCAGGCCAGGAGGUCCCCCUACUGGUCAGGCACAUCGUAGAGUACAUCGAGGAGCAUGGGCGUCUGGAUUUGGAGGGGCUGUUCCUAGUCAAUGGUAACGCGGAGCGGGUGGAGUGGCUGCGGCAGCGCUAUGACUCUGGGGAGGAGGUGGACCUGGAGAAGGAGGCUGACCUGGCCUCUGCUGUCAGCCUGCUGCGUCUCUUCCUGCAGGAGCUCCCAGAGCCCAUCAUCCCUGCAGGCAUGCAGUCCCACAUCCUGCAGCUCUACCAAGAUUACAGCAGUGAGGAAGAGCUCGCCCGCAACAUGAAGUACUUCCUCCAGCAGCUGCCUCAGGUUAACUACAGCCUGCUGCGCUUCCUGUGCCGCUUCCUGUCCAGCGUAGCCUCGCUCCAGGAGGAAAGCUGGAGUGUCGGCGCCCUCGCCGCGGUAUUCGGACCAGACAUCUUCCAUUUAGACACGGACGUGGAGGAUCUGAAGGAGCAGGAAUCAGUUAGCCGCAUUCUGGCGGAGCUGCUGGAGAAUCAGGAGGAGUUCUUUGACUCGGAGGAUGAUGACGUUUCCACCACCGACUACAGCUCCAUCAAUGAACAGAUCACUGAGCUCCUGGACGAUGAGAAAUUAGAGGCAUGUGAGGAGCUGCCCCAGGACGGCGAGGGCGAGGAAGGCCCCCCUUCCGCCUCCGAAUCCCCCCAACACAGUAACGCGCAGGUCACUCCCUCUUCAAGUUCACACAUCUCCCCCAUCAGCGUUCUUCCAGGAUCUGCAGACAUUAUAGAGCGGACCAUCCGCGCAGCGGUGGAACAGCACUUCUUUGACCUCAAGAGCUCCAUCGACCAGGAGAUCAGCAGCUAUGAGAGCCAAGGCGCGGGCCCCAGUGAAAAGCAGGUGACGGGGCCAGGGCCAUUUGAUGGCCAUGGAGAGGAGGGCCCGUGUACGAGUAAGGAGGGCCCCGCAAGCAGUCCCCUGUCAGCCCCAGAGACAGAGAGCCACUCUGAACACAGCCCACAGGCCCAACAGGAGGUCGAGGAUUGUGACUCCCAAGGCGCCAUCCUGGAGGAGAGUUCUGGAAUGGACCUGGAUGCCGCAGAGGCUCUUGUAGAUGCAGAGAACAAUAUCAACACUGCCAGGCAAGAAAGCCAAUCCUGUGACAAGAUGGACCAGGCCGAUCUCAUCACCUGUGACUCUGAUGAGUAUGACCAGAACCCCAACACAGAGGCCAAGGGGUACCCCUACCACCCUGCCAGCUCGCACCACCUCCAACUCAGCCGCAUCUUCCCCCACAACCAGUGGGAAGACCCAGUGCCAGCCUACAAGUCAUGGCAGGACGAGAGUGACUCUGGCGAGGCCCAGCUGUCCCCCCUGGCGGGGCGCAUGGUGCCCUUGCCCCACGAGGAGGACGCUCACCCCCUCAUGGCCCGCCGGUUCUUGGACUUUGGCCACAGCCAACGGUUCCUGCAGCACUCCGACCCCGACGCAACCUCGCCCACCAAAGCCCACCACUCCCUGGGGAGGCCUCGCCGUGCCUCCUUCAGUUCCAAAGAGAGCGGUUUGAGGAACGACUCUGUCUCCCACCAGCUCACCAAAAAACUACAGAGCCUCAAGAAGAAGAUCAAACAAUUUGAGGAACAGUUUGAGAACGAGAGGAACUACAAGCCGUCUCAUGGAGAUAGAGCAGCUAACCCAAAGGUCCUCAAGUGGAUGACAGACCUCACCAAAAUCCGCAAACAGUUAAAAGGAAGACCACAUCUCUUUCCCAAAGGGUCCCUGAGGCACCAGGCGGUGCUUCAGUCAUACAGACGUCACCACCCCUCCUCCUCCGCCCCGAACACAUCCCAUUUUACACUUGCACGCCCCCUCACUGCCUGUAGACAGGCACCCUACCUAUAUGCCAAACACAAAGAGGCUGAGCUGACUCCUCAGACGCGGCCACGCAGCAACACCUUGCCCAAGAGCUUUGGUUCCACCCUGGCAGUCCACGAGGUUGUUGAAGAAGCCAAGGGCCACCGGCCCACCAAAGAGGAGACCCUGGACCUCAUCCAGCGCCGCGUCAAGGGCAAGAGAGAGGAGGACGGCUGGCCAGAGGACAUCAAGAAAAUGACCAAGGAGGAGCUGUCGUGUGAGAAGACUGUCCUACAGAAGAACCUCCUGCACUACGAGGGACUACACGGCCGACCUGUGACCAGAGAGGAGAGGCUGGUGGUCAAACCGCUGUACGACCGCUACCGUCUGGUCAAGCAGAUGCUCACCCGCGUCAGCAUCACCCCCAUCAUCGCUUCCCCCUCCAGCAAAAGACGCAACCAGACCCUGCAGCCCAUCAUCGAGGGCGAGACGGCCCACUUCUGCGACGAAAUUGAGGAGGAGGAUGAGGGCGAGGAGGAGGCUAUAGCCGAGGAGGUCCAGAGUUCAGGGUCGGAGGUGAUCAUGGCUCUAGACCCAGUGUGCCAGCCCCAGACCAGCUCCCAGAGAGACAGAGACAGCCUGCUCAGGCCCAAGAUGGAGGAGACCUCUGGGAAACUGGCCCUGGACCUGCGACUGUCCAGCUCCAACGCCUCGUCCAUGCCCGAGCUCCUGGAGCAGCUGUGGAAGACCCGGGCAGAGAAGAAGAAGUUGAGGAAGACUAUCCGCGAGUUUGAAGACGAGUUCUACCAGCAGAACGGCAGGAAUGUCCAGAAGGAGGACAGGCUCCCCAUGAUGGAUGAAUACAAAGAGUAUAAACGGAUCAAGGCCAAACUGCGUCUGCUGGAGGUGCUCAUCAGCAAGCAGGACUCCUCCAAGUCCAUCUAGAGAGGGAGCGGCCACCCUGCUUCCCUCCCUUCAUCCCACCGGACACAGAGGGUCAACUGCCUCACCCCGGGCAUACAUGUCACCCCUACAUGGCCCAUACCCCUCCCCAUCCCUUAUCAACCAUCCCCCUACCUGCACCGCUGAGGGAAGGCAUGUCAGCCACCAUGUCCCGCUGCUGUCUCACCACCACAACCCAUCUGUUUCUACCACCGCCAGCUUAUGUACAGUCAAGGGGUCCUCACUGGGGACUCUGAGGGAGAAGAGUCACAUCUUCAUUCCACCAGUCAAGACUCAACACACCCCUUUUUUUAAAACUUUCUGUCAGUUUCAUUCGGAGGAGUUCCCCCUUUCCUCAUUAGAUUUGUUUUUCUUGUAGCCCCCCCCCCCCCCCCUGAACUUUUCACGUACGGUAGUUUCUCAUACUGAGAAAUCAUAUUGGAGAGGACAGGAGCUCUGUUUUGUAGCGCAUUUUAGUCACCUGGCCACCUGUUUAGACGUAACAAACUGAACUCUCCCUCCCUUGGAGCGAGGAGACUGGUCAUCCUUUUUCAGACAUUCAGACUCGCAUGGAUUCAGUUGCCCGAACUCGAUCUUCAUCCUUCAACACUGGGACGCUUUUGUGUUUCGUCUGAGUGAGUUUUUGGGAGAGAGAGCGAGAGAGAGAAAAAAGUCAUUACUGUGUAUGUGUUCUUGUAAAUCAAUAUGUACACACAAAUGUUUCUAUGUUACAGUAUGUUGUUUUUCUUGAAUGCAGAGUAAUUCCUUCUUGGUUUUGAAAAUAAUCUUACUGAGUUAGUGUGUUGUUCCAUUCCCUUUGCCACUAUGGAAACUGGAGUGAGUUUUAUCAGCUGGGACUGGUUGUGCUGUUCCUUUCUCUUCGUUUUUUUCAAAUAUUUGGAUCAUCAGUCAUCACUGAAAGGAGUUUUGGCACACCAGGUGGGCAGGACAGCCAGUUAGGUGUAUCACUUAGUGUUCCUGUACCUUAACCGUCUCCAUUGUCUGGCAAUAAAGCUAGACUGCUUGACUUAUUUUCAAUCUAUAUUUUGUUUUAUACGCGUUAAAGUUCAGUUGCGGAGUGGAUCUUUGUGCAAGGUGUCCAGAAUGGGGGGUGGUGGAUGGGUUGUGAGAUUAAAGCUAAGGUAGUUUCAACCUCAUCAGUAUUAUGCUAAAUACAGCAUAUGGCAAUGUUAGGGCGUGAUAGACGGUUCCUAGCCCUGUUCGAUGGACUUUAACCUAGCGUUCCAUCCUACAGUCAGUGGACCACCUCUUAGUAUGGCAGACAUACACUCCCAGGUGCCCAGUUAUACAACCAGGUGUGUUGACCAAAACCCUACUGCCACACAGCCAGUAUUUAACCCCCAGUGGUGUGUGUGUGUGUGUGUGUGUGUGUGUGUGUGUGUGUGAUUGUGUGUGUGCUGAUGGACAGUGGUCGGGCGGACCAUCCGGCUUCUUGAGGACAGCCAUAGAUAAGUUAUCGCCAUUUGGCUGCCAGUCAGUCUGGAGGUUCGGUCAGCCCUGUGCCCAGGUUAAGAUGACAAACAGUCCUCAUGUCAUAAUCUCCUUUUAGUCACUGGGGAAUGUGAGGUAAACUAGGCGUCUUCGUCUAAGGUUCCACUUUAGUACGCAGGACGGUGUCUCAAAGGGAAGUUCCCAAAUUGAGCCGAGAACAGGAUCAGCUGACUUCCUGGCUUGUAACAACUUGUCACAACGUCUAGCUACUGUAUGUUGUUGCACCAAAAGUUCAACGUGUCCUUGGUUAGCGAUCACUGACCCACUGCAAAAGAGCUACAUUCCUUCAAUCUAGAGUCACACAAUGUCAGGCUAUUGCUGUACAUGUUUUCUCUGGUGCGAAGGGUCUCUCUCUCAGUGGGUGUUGGUUGGUUGGUAAACGUCUAUUUUUCAUUAUGGGAUAUGUCCCAUAGUGAGCCAGAGUGUUUGACCAGGCAAUGUAGAGCCAGGUCAUUGUCAGGUCUUGGGGAGUUGUCUGACCACAGGGCUCUGAGAAGGCUUUACCACGGCCAAGCAGAACCAACAGCACCUUCACCCCUGACAAUUUACGUCAAGGGUCAACUUAUUGAUGUCUCUAGAGGCCGAAAGCUCUUCUGGGCUUCAAUAUAAAGGUCACAUACAACAACAACAGAGUCCAAGUUUUGCAUAUUUGGAAUGAGGUGUGUCUGGUCUGUCGGCAUAAUGCCGCCUCGGAGUGCUGUUGCCUGCCACUCCUUAAUGGUCAUUGAUCCUAGCCUUUGACCCCUAGCCAAACUAGCAGGCAGCCCAGAGGCAGCAUCACAUCACUAUCCUUCAGAAGCUCUCUGGACUUGACAAAACCAAGCAGGAGCUUUCGAGUAGAGCAACGACCUUUCGUCUGUUCAGUUGACUAGUUCUAGUCCUGGCAAUUAAAUACAAAAAAACAUUUGAUGUUGUAGACUAAAUGUCUCUGCACAUUAGGGUGGGGAGGGGAAUUAGUGCUGUUUGCUUGUUUCGGAAUGGGAAGGCACCAUCAGUGGCACCAACUGUAAGGAUCUGCAUCUGCUUCAGGAGGUGGAAUAAUGGAGUAUAUUGUCAGUCAGACCAACACACCAAGAAUAUAGGGAAUCUAAUUUUGCCUGAAGGAUGUUUGCGCUGAACCAAGAGUUUUGCCUUGGUCCCUCACUGGGUCUAAACCAAGUCAUGUAACCUUUGUUUGAGUUGGCAGGGUGUGGUGUAUGUAUGGGUGGACAGUGUGGGGAGGUUCUAGAAGUUAUUUGCACAGCAUUCUGAGAAUGCAGCCCUUGUUUUGUUUGUCUAUUUGUUCCUUGUUUUAGAAGCACUACUUAUAUCUGAAGGAUGAAUGUCAGAAUUUAAAUUAUUUCUAACACAUUUGGCCCCUUGUUUCAAUUUCUGUGAUGUUCAAACUUGAGAAUGUGUUUUUUUUAUUACCAUUAUUUUGUAUUUGACAAAUGUGCCCCUCACUAAUACAUCUAUACAGUGUAGUACCUCUGUAUUGGCUAAUAAUCUGCUAUGUUUUUGUUUUGUAUAAGCUAGUCUCAGUAGUUUGCUUGCAUGGCAAAGAUUUGUAUUGUUUCUAUUUUUGUGCCAUGAAGAUGAAGCAAUAAAUGAGCAUCAAUGGAAUGUGGGGCCUUGUUAACCCACUAUGUGCAUUUUCUGAGUAUAUGGCUGAUUAAUGUUUAAUCUAUAUUAAUGGGACUAACUUGGUCUGCUGUUUUUUUUUUUCCUUGCAGACCAACCCAUGAAACUGUCACUUGACUAACUGCUGUGAGAGUUCCAACGCGACUCAGUUUUCUGUCUGCUAAAACCAGCAUUUUUACCACUUGUCAGCAUAAUGUUUUCUGGGGCACUGCUUUAACCAAAUGAGAAGAGAUUAUCAAUGUGGUGACAAUGAUCGAGGUAUAUUUGGACCAAACAUUCCAAUUUGUAUUAUUUUAAAAGAAAAUAAAUGUGAAAUUGGUCGAUCGAUUUUGUUAUUUCCAUGUCAAAUUUAAGGGCUUUUUUUAACUCUCAUUUUGUGUUGUGCCUGCAACAAGUGGUAAAAAUCAUGUGAAGCCCACAGGCUAUAAGGAUGUACACUGACCCUGUUCAUAGCCCCAUGCCAUCCCACGCAUGUUUGUUUUUCUGGCCCAUGGAGCCGGUGGCAGGUUGCAUCAACUGACUAGCCGAUCAGCCACUGGCUCCCAGAGCCUCCCUAUCUAUAUGUGGAGCUGUGUUUUACAUCUAUAUAUAUAUGUAUCUAUAAAUGUUUUUGUGAAUGCUUGUUUUCCUUCAUUUACACAUUAUAAUAAAGUACAAUCAGUAAUAA
Oncorhynchus kisutch (coho salmon) is the source of this 7087-nucleotide messenger RNA. Its product is annotated as protein FAM13B. Lineage: Eukaryota; Metazoa; Chordata; Actinopteri; Salmoniformes; Salmonidae. Gene Ontology annotation, biological process: signal transduction. The coding region runs from base 415 to 3291 and encodes 958 amino acids. The transcript is spliced from 21 exons. The record is from RefSeq and is a predicted model, not a curated record.